This is a messenger RNA of Marasmius oreades (fairy-ring Marasmius), 945 nucleotides long. RefSeq lists its product as uncharacterized. Lineage: Eukaryota; Fungi; Basidiomycota; Agaricomycetes; Agaricales; Marasmiaceae. The coding region runs from base 1 to 945 and encodes 314 amino acids. The record is from RefSeq and is a predicted model, not a curated record. The transcript is spliced from 5 exons.
AUGACCCUUGUGAAUGACAGAGUCAAGGUUACCUACAAACCCGGCCUCAAAUGUUCACUUAUUUCCCAAGAUAACAUACUUCAGGCUACUGGAAUACUGAAGAAAGAUAUUCUUGCCUUGAGAUUGCCACAUCCUCCUACAGCUAACAUCUCUGUCGUGAGGACAGGCGUAAUCGAAUUUUUCUGGAACACUAAGAAAGGAGGGGUAGGUGAUGACUCUGCAACGCCUCAAUAUCUCGCUCAGACUGUUUUUGUCGGACAGACCCUCGAUGACAUUUUGAUCCAAAAGCUCAGGAACUGCAACCGAGCAGAACUUCAGACGCACCUGGGGGACUUGCUGAUCCAGGACAUCGAAUUUUACUCAACCCCUGCAGAAUCGCGCGGAGAGAAAACAAAGCAAUAUCCAAACCUUUCAUGGACUCGUCCUCAAAUUACCGAGGAAAGUCGUCAGAACACGCAUGAAACACUGCAGAAUCAAGCGCAGGAAUUCCUAGAUGACAUAGGAGAGAAAAUGCUCGUUGACUCUUCGCCUGUUACUAUUCCACCAAGGAGCCAUAACCUUUUCCAUCCAUCACGUUCUUCUGGAACUUCUUCAGUCUAUGAGCUCGUCUAUGAGCUAACCGAAAUACGCAAGCAGCUCGCAACUGGUUUAAAGCAAGAGGCAGCCAUAAUUGAUGAGCUCAAGCGUAUGCACUCUCAAGCCCCAGGUCCUUCACCAAAUACGAUAACGGCGGCUGGUAGUGAGCUGGUCGUUACAGCUCGAUUACAAAUGAUCGAAGAACAGAUCGAAACGGAAAGACAGAGGAGAAGAGCCGCCGAAGAUUCAUUGAGUAAUAUCCAACGCGAAUGUCGAGAACCGUUCAUGGUUCCGGCGUUACUAGACGCCUUUGUGAUGAUUUCGAAACUCUCGACCCAAGUCAUGGAAAGUAAUGAUAGUAAUAAUUAA